ACUGUCCCUUCCCUUGUUCUUUCAAUAAGAGAGAGAGAGAGAGAGAGAGAGAAAUGUCUUCAGAGAGGUUGGCAGAGGAACUGAUAGAGAACUUUCAAGCUCCUUUUCUUCACCAUCACUCAAGACUAGCCUCUACAUUGCAGUCUCAAACUGAAGUCUUAUAAUUUUCCAAGCUUUAAUUGUCUCCCAUCCCAUUUAAAGUUUUUCACCUCAUAUAUUUUUCUGUCUUUCUCUGUCGGUGGUACCAUACCAUGAGACCCGAGGGAAACCCAUUAGACCUCAACAAUUUGCCUGAUGAUUAUAGUAGAGAUGGGAAACAGGUUGUUGAAGAAAGCUCUUCAUCUGCUGGCUAUAGGAAAAAGAAAAGCGGCGCUAAGGAUGGAAAAGACGAGUGUGAGAAGGUCUAUGAAUGUAGGUUUUGCUCCCUCAAGUUCUGCAAGUCUCAAGCCCUUGGUGGACACAUGAACCGCCAUCGCCAAGAGAGGGAGACAGAAACACUGAACCGGGCUCGUCAACUGGUCUUUAGUAACGAUAACCUGGCAGCCCAAGCUGCUCAUCACCUAGGUUGCCAACCAGUUCCACAUGGAGGAGGCUAUCAUCAAACAAGCAACAUGGGUGAUCCAACACUACCUUUCAGACCAGCCUACCCAACAAGAUUGUUUUCUGGUUCUUCCUCAACCCUCUUACAAUCACAACCUCCACCACCGCCACCCCAUCAUCAGCCAUACAUAUACACAUCUCCGUCACACCUCGUCUCCUAUCAGACCAACGACUACAUCGUAGGCCACGCUCUCUCUGGCAGCAACACUCAAUACGGUCACCUGAACCCUAACUAUGCCACUCCACCACCACCACCGGAUACUAAUUACACUUGCAUCGGUGCUCCAGUCGGAUAUGCAUUCCCACCUGGUAGCGGAAGCGGUGGUGGUGGUGGUGCUAGAGACGUGUCACUGAACAAUCAGGACGAAGGAUUAAAUUGGGGUCGGAGCUACACAGGGACACAGAAACAUUUGGAUCCUUCAUCGAUCAAUCGGUUUCAAGAUGGUUUCUAAAAUAUUUUUGAGUGAGAGUCCAAGUUUUCAAUCUGCUCUAUGACACACACACCAUUGUCACAGAGAGAGAGAGAGAGAGAGAGAGAGAGAGAGAGAGAAUCAGAAAAAAGUGACAAAAGGGUUAUGCAAGAAAGUAAAGAAGUUUUGGUUUUUCUACAGGUAUGGGAACAACUUUUAGAGGGUCAGGGGUACAUACUCAGCUAGUUUGGCUUGGAGCUGUGGAUUGGAUUGAAUGGGGUCUCAUGUUGUUGGUGUCUUUACUAGUAUCUACAUAAUAUUAACAAAGGAAACUAGAAAUGUGACAAGAAGUUAGAUAUGAACUGGAAGUUUUCCAAUCCCUUUUUGCAUUUUGGAUUUAGUUUUGCAAGGGAAUGAAUCUUUUAUUUUCAUUUUGGUUUCUCUUUUUGUGUUUUUCUGCUCUUUCUCUCUCUCUCCAAGUUCAAAAUGGGGGAUAUUGUGGUUAAUAGGAGCAAUGACCUAGAGAGAAUACAGAGUAGCUGGAUUUUCAUGAACUCUCUUAUCAGCAGAAUGUCCCUUAUUAGAACCCAUCAAAUCUGUAAAGCAUACAGUUUUUUAAGAGCUUAUUAUGAUUAACUCUUUCUUCAA
Molecule: messenger RNA, 1658 nt
Organism: Camellia sinensis
Lineage: Eukaryota; Viridiplantae; Streptophyta; Magnoliopsida; Ericales; Theaceae
Product: zinc finger protein JAGGED
Molecular function (GO): DNA-binding transcription factor activity
Source: RefSeq, a predicted model, not a curated record